Molecule: messenger RNA, 975 nt
Organism: Pelmatolapia mariae (spotted tilapia)
Lineage: Eukaryota; Metazoa; Chordata; Actinopteri; Cichliformes; Cichlidae
Product: homeobox protein orthopedia B-like
Exons: 3
Coding region: 1-975 (324 amino acids)
Biological process (GO): regulation of DNA-templated transcription; neuron differentiation
Molecular function (GO): DNA-binding transcription factor activity, RNA polymerase II-specific; DNA binding
Source: RefSeq, a predicted model, not a curated record
AUGCUCUCUCAUGCCGACCUCCUGGAUGCUCGGCUCGGUGAGUUAUCAUCACUAAACUCCGGCCCUAAACUCCAGUGGAUGAAGGAUGCUGCAGACUUACUCGGACACCGAGAAGCUCUCAAAUGCCGGCUGGGAGGUGGAGUUCCAGACCAGGGGCAUCCGGGAGACAUGCCUCCUGGUUCAGACUCUGUUGAAGGAACCACUCUCCUGCCGGGUGAAGACAUCGCCACUGUAGGAUCCAACUCUGCGGGCAUGCCGGUGAACGGGAAGGAGCAGGAGAAGCAGCAGCAACAGCCGCAGCAGAACUCCGGCCAGCCCACAAGCCAGCAGAAGCAGAAGCGGCACAGGACGCGUUUCACACCGGCGCAGCUCAAUGAGCUGGAGCGAAGCUUCGCCAAAACCCACUACCCUGAUAUCUUCAUGAGGGAGGAACUGGCGCUAAGGAUCGGCCUCACCGAGUCCAGAGUUCAGGUUUGGUUCCAGAAUAGACGCGCUAAGUGGAAGAAAAGGAAGAAGACCACUAACGUUUUCCGUGCACCGGGUACCCUGCUCCCAACACCGGGCCUGCCACAGUUUUCUGCCGCUGCCGCCAUGGAGAACAGCCUGUGCUCCUUCCACGCCAACGACUCUCGCUGGGCUACGGGGAUGCCGGGGGUCUCCCAGCUGCAGCUCCCCCCCGCUCUGGGUCGCCAGCCAGGCAUGGCGCAGUCACUGUCACAGUGCAGCCUUGGUCCAGGCCCGCCACCAAACUCCAUGGGUCUCUCUAACGGCCUGUCCUCCAACGGCUCCGGUCUGCAGUCCCACCUCUACCAGACGCCUUUUCCAGGAAUGUCGGCCUCCCUCUCCGGCCCCACGAACGUAUCGGGCUCCCCACAGCUGUGUAGCUCCCCGGACAGUGACAUGUGGAGAGGAACGAGCAUCGCGUCUCUGAGGCGCAAAGCGCUGGAGCACACAGUGUCCAUGAGUUUCACUUAG